Molecule: messenger RNA, 3011 nt
Organism: Labrus bergylta (ballan wrasse)
Lineage: Eukaryota; Metazoa; Chordata; Actinopteri; Labriformes; Labridae
Gene: fxn
Product: frataxin
Biological process (GO): intracellular iron ion homeostasis; iron incorporation into metallo-sulfur cluster
Cellular component (GO): mitochondrion
Molecular function (GO): ferric iron binding; ferroxidase activity; ferrous iron binding
Source: RefSeq, a predicted model, not a curated record
GAGCGGACACAGAGGAAGAGAAGACAGGACGCCGGUGUGGAUGAACUUUUGAGGAAGAUAAACACGCAGACAGCCGACCAUGAUGUCUUUUAAUAAAACUCGUUCUGUAUUUCCACACAUCUGUCACCUCGUAAACUCAAACAUGGCGACGGCGCAGAGAACCAGGAGCCUUUAUCACCAGCUCAGGAGUCUGUCACACCUCACUGGACUUCCUCCUCUCACUAAACACACUCUGCAUCCCAUCUGUCAACCUGCGCACAAAUGCUUACAGAGCAGAGUCCAUGCUGUUAGCUGUAGGAAGAACAUCCACCUGACAGCACCGAGGCUGGAUAAACCUUCACCUGGGCAGAUAAGGGAGCUGUCAGAAGCAGAGUACGAGAAGCUGGCAGAUGAGACGUUGGACGCUCUGGCUGAUUAUUUUGAGGACUUGAUGGAUCAAUCUUUCACUGGAGAAGACUGCGACGUCAUCUUCUCUAGCGGUGUGUUGACGGUGAAGCUCGGCGGGGACCGCGGCACCUACGUCAUCAACAAACAGACUCCAAACAAACAGAUCUGGCUCUCAUCGCCCACCAGUGGACCGAAGCGUUACGGUUGGACGGGUGAGCGUUGGGUUUACGCACACGACGGCGUCAGCCUCCAUCAGCUGCUCUCUGCAGAGUUUUCACUCAUCUAUGAAAGAAACAUGGACCUCUCUGAGCUGCUGUACUCCUGAGAAAAGACACCUGAUGAGACACACACACUCCUACAGAAUCACCUGUGUGACACCUGAGACCACCGUUAGACCACAAUUAGAUCACACGGGAGCCAAACACAUAUAUGACCUAUAUAACAUCACUUUUAGACAGCCGGUGAAUAUAAUGACAGUGAUCUGUGUGAGCUGUUCUGUCAUCUUUAUUGUUCUCUGAUUAAGUGUUUGACCUUUUGAUUUUAAGGUAAUUAUGACACAUUCUCAUGAACUAUAAAAUAAAUAAACUCAGUCUCCAUAGCAACCCUUCAGCUUCCGUCCCCAUCCACACAAUCAUCAUGAGACUUUUUACACACCUCCUUGUUCCAAUGUUUGUCACAACCGGGGGAGUUUUAGCAGACUUCAGUUUGACUUUUGGACGAGUGCCUUAUUUACUAAUGGGUUUUUCUUAAUACAUAUGAAAUAUAUAAUAUGCAACAUUCUCAAUUUUAAUAUAUCAAAAAUCUAUAUAUAUAUAUCCUAUGUUGGUAAUCCCAAACUGGCGGCAUGCGGGCCACUUCAGUCCCCCCCAAAGCUUCCCAUCCGACCCCCAGAAUAUAAAUUAUUGUGGGUGAUUAAGCAAUAAACAUAAAAAUCAAAUCACAUGGCGGAUAUACUUUCAUUAUGUUAAUGCUAGAAAUUACAUUUCCCCUCUCACAUCAACUUCUGAACAUCAGGUUGUCAGCUGUCAGGCUUACGUGAAAGCAUAUUUUAAAGUCCGGCCACCAUGUGUCCGUCAAGAAAGAAGCUGGUCCUUGUACUAGUUUAGUUGAUGACUCCUGCCCUAUGUACAGUUUAUAUAGUGUGGAGUAAUGACUUCCUAUAAAGACAGUGAAGUCAAACUCCCUGUAGGUUGUUGUUCUCAGCUCUGUGUUCACACUGACUGGACGUUCCCUGAAGCAUAAUGAUGGAGCGUUGUCACGAGAGUACAAACUGCAGGAGAACCAACAGACUGUCCAAACUGAAGAGGGGGGGUCGGGGCUGGGGAGAGGGAGAGGGAUGAGGGAUGAGGGAGGUGUGUCCAAAGAGAGCGUUUGUUUUGGUCUGUAAAUCUGCUCUGAAAGUGGCAUAGUAAGCCUUUAAUGCACAUGUUUUCACACCAAAGAUUUCACAAGAAGUGUAAAUAAAUAGAAAAUCUGUUUUUUGUUAAAAUAUUUAUUUCAUAGUUUUAAAUGUAGUGUCGACAUAUUCUCUCAUUACUCUCAGAUAUCUGAUCAGUCUGUAAAACGAACACAGCACUUAGCACACAGCUAACGACCUAAUGCUAAAUGUAUGAAGGUUACUGGAGCACAACAUUGUUCACGUUUGUCACUGAUGCAUUCAAGAUAAAACGGUCAUUACAGCAUGUUACUGUCACUGUAACUAUCCAAACAGUUCUAGUCAUUUCUUUUUAAUGAGGUCAUUUGAUUUUCAGAACAUUUUGAACAGAUGAGUCUAAAAGAAGGAUUCAUGAAACCUGCAGCAUUUAUAAAAUAAACUGUAUCACUGCAGAAAUGGGAAAUAACUACUUAGAUUUAUUUGGUUUAGUACAUUUAUGUCAUCAAUCAUUUCUGUUAUUAUAUGUGGUGUUAAGAAUAUUAUAUUUGUAUAUGUUUGAAUAAAAAGCUUUUUUAGAGGCAGGUCAGCGGAUGGAGUCAGAAAUUGGGAAGAUAGAGAGAGAGUCGGUGGGGGGGAUUACAUAGAGGAAAGGAGUCACAGGUCAGAUUCAAACCCGGGACGCCCACUUGGAGGCCCACAGCCUCUGUACUUGAGGUGUACCGGCAUCCCAAGAAUAUAAUAUUUAGACUUUGAAAUUGAACAGUUAAUGUUAUAAUGUUAAUGAAGAAUCACCACAGACACAGCAAAGUUAGGACAGAUUUAAAGAUUCAUUUUUGGGCUUUUAAUUGAGAGAUAGGACAGUGGAUAGAGUCAGAAACCAGGGUGAGAGAGUGGGGAAUGACAUGUGGGAAAGGACUUGAACCCGAGCCACCCGCUUGAGACUACAGACUGCAUACAUGGGGUGCACACACUAACCACUGCGCCACCAGCGCCCCAGGACAGAUUUAAGAACUUUUCCACUAACUAAUGUACUGAAUUGUUUCUUGAACAAUAAUCCUUAAAGUUGACAGGUUCUGCUACAUCAAAGAGCUUUAACAGACCAUGGACUAACAGAAAAUACAAAUAAAUAUAUAUAUGUAUAACAAAUAUAAAUGAUAAGCUCUACAGCAUGUGUUAAAGCUUUUUGCUUUAUCUCACUUCUCACUUACGAAGGCUGCUUAAAGACCAUAAAAAAAGCAAAAAAAAAAAA